UUCAAAUAAAGAUAUAUAAUCAAGAUACAUAAAUUUAAUAGAUUUAAUAAACUUGAUAAAUUUAUUAUAUCAAAUUUCUUUUCCCGUUUUUAAAUGACUUGUAUCAACUACACUGAUUUUUCCUUAAAAGUUCAAAUACGAUUUAUCACUAAAUAUCAUUCGAUAUUUCGUCAAUAUAAGAAUAAUAAAAAUUAAAAAGUAACAUUUAUAAGAGAAAAUUCAAAUUAAUAUAGUGCAAUGACCUUACGAGUUCAAUCACAUCCACGAGUCUCUUUUUUAAUUCCACGCGAGAAGAACAAACCAUGUCUAAAACCCAUGUAUAGAAAACCCAUAUUUAACGUAACUCUUUACGUUUGUACGUCCGAAUAGAAUUAUAUGUUGCAUCGUCACGAUAUCGUAACUUUGAAACAAAUGUCAAAUUAUUCAUUCUUUAGCUCGAUUAUUCAUUUGACCGCUGAUGUUUUUGCGACCGAAAUUGGCACGUACCGCGGAAAACUCUUUCCUUCGCGAAAGUUUAUUUCGAGACUAAUCAUAAGGUACGCGCUUUGUCCGUGUAUCUCCUCGCUCGAAUCGCGCAGGUGCAAAUCCUAUAGACUUUUCGCAAAUAUAGAUAUCCUAUAUAGAUGCCCGCGAGUUUUAUCGGCGAGCGAUCUUCCAGCGAAAAGAAAGACGCGCCGCCGUCUUGUCGCGAUCCGAUUUCGUUUCGACGUUGCUUCGAAAUUCAAUCUGCAAUCAGAAUGGUAUCGGACAAAUCGUUCACGAGUGUCAUCCGGGCGAAUGUCGCGUUGCUAAAAUUAUCCGGCGUGGUAUCGUACAAGAAUGGAAAUAUCCGGCAAACAAAAUCACAAAACGUUCUCAGCGCGAUUGCUUACGGUUGUCUGUUCGCGUACGCAAUCUUAUACACGUACGAAUUCGCGUUGCAUACCGUCUACCUCGAUACUUGGAUGGAGUCAUUCACGAUGAUACUCUCUCUCGUGGGUGGACAGGCGCGAUUCACACUCGUUCUUCUAUUCCGUAGCAGGUUUCAGCGAUUGCUAAUGAUUUGUGAGCAACUCUGGACGGCAUUAAACGCGACCGAGAAAAGAUGCGUGCGCGAUUACGUGAAAGCAACGGGACGUCUGACUUAUUAUUAUCUGUUUGGAUGCGCCUUCACGAUUUUCUUUUAUGCCGUCGCGAGUCUUUUUAUACACAACGAUUCGUUGAACGCGACAACGAGAACCUUGCCGUACGCCUGUCCGAUCCAGGUUCAUCGGUCACCCUAUUACGAAAUAAUGUACAUUCUGCAAUUGAGUAGCAUGACCAACGUUGGUCUCACCUGCGUCGCUGCAGAUACCCUCGGACCGGUGCUCAUCUUGACGAUUUGCGGCCAUUUCAAGGUCCUCAAUUCGCGACUCUUGUGCCUUAGCAAUCGCGAUCGAGUAUAUUCGGAAAUCUCGUAUUCAACGUCUCCGGAAUCCCUCGAGAUAACCCACGAUAUAUCGAGAAAUUGUGUGAAAUCUGAUCUUGAAGCCUGUGCACAUUAUCACCAAACGGUACUCGAAUUUUGCAAUGAAGUUGAGAAACUUACCAAUGGCAUCUUUUUAACGCAGCUUCUCGGUAGUACGUACAACAUUUCCCUUGUAGGAUUUAAAUUAGCGGGGGAUGAUCCCGAUAAAUUUAAAUAUACAUCUCAAUUGUCAAUUGCAAUAAUUCAAUUGUUUUUAUGUAACUGGCCAGCGGACGUUCUUCUUACCGAGAGCCAAGACGUAGCGAAAGCGACGUACUUUACCUCGUGGUAUCGCUUUCCGUACCAGCUAAAAAGAUCUCUAAAUAUUAUCAUGAUGAGAGCUCAGAAACCAGCGCAGUUGACUGCUGGAUAUAUCGUACCGUUGUCCUUGCCAACCUUUGCAUCUAUGGUAUCAUCCGCAGCAUCCUUCUUCACCAUGAUACGCAGUAUGAAUUGA
This is a messenger RNA of Cataglyphis hispanica, 1943 nucleotides long. RefSeq names its product odorant receptor 49b-like. Gene Ontology annotation, biological process: detection of chemical stimulus involved in sensory perception of smell; sensory perception of smell. The transcript has 5 exons. Gene Ontology annotation, cellular component: plasma membrane. Gene Ontology annotation, molecular function: olfactory receptor activity; odorant binding. The coding region runs from base 624 to 1943 and encodes 439 amino acids. The record is from RefSeq and is a predicted model, not a curated record. Lineage: Eukaryota; Metazoa; Arthropoda; Insecta; Hymenoptera; Formicidae.